Molecule: messenger RNA, 2292 nt
Organism: Candoia aspera
Lineage: Eukaryota; Metazoa; Chordata; Lepidosauria; Squamata; Candoiidae
Gene: ANKUB1
Product: ankyrin repeat and ubiquitin domain containing 1
Exons: 6
Coding region: 70-1677 (535 amino acids)
Molecular function (GO): protein binding
Source: RefSeq, a predicted model, not a curated record
GCACAGAAUUGGGAUUUUUCUUUUCACUUCUAAUGUGGUGAGAUGAGACUUAUUAAAGACAAUUGAGGAAUGUUAAUAAUAACUUUCAAAAUGAGGAUAUUUAUAGCUUUUGAAGGACUCUGUGAGCCUUUUGACAUUUCAUCAGAGAACACUGUGCAAGAUGUAAAACUGAUGAUAAAGGAUUAUUUUCAUGUUCCACUAUCUGAAGACAAGCAAUGCAGGAGAUACUUGGAGUUGAUAUAUGCAGGAGCAGUGCUAAAGGACAACUGGGUACUUGCUGAUGUAGGCAUUACAGUUUCUUCCACAAUUAAAUGUGUCAUCAAGGAAGAAGACAAGCCAAUUUUCUAUGUAUACAAUGCCAUCACUCAUGAAAAAUUGCCCAUAAUGGGAAGGAUUUAUCUUCUUUCAUCAAAGGUUUCACAGCUGAAAACUUUAGUGACCUUGAAAUGUGGUUUCCCAAGUAGCAUUUAUUGUCUCAGGACUCCAGAGGGCAGGGUGAUGUAUGACUGCAAUACCCUGAACGAUUAUCAGUUAGAUAUAGGCACAACUCUUCGUUUGGAUGUUUGGAAUGGAUGGAGAGAAUUCCUGACUAGCUGUGUCUUAGGAAACAAACCAAAGAUCCAGUACUAUCUGUCAAAGGAAGAACCAAUACUCAGAUAUCAAAAGAGGGUAGCUCUUUACAUAGCAGCCUUUUUUGGACACCUUCAGGUUUCAGUUUGGCUCCUGAAAAAGGGAGUAAAGCCCACUGAAACAGUUGGUGUACAUCCUUAUCGUGAAUGGUGCCAGGAAGACAAUCAUCCCGACAUCAUGAAAUGUCCUGUUCAUGCAGCUGCAGAAGCAGGCCAACUUAUGAUACUGAAAGCAUUUGUUAAUUACAGUGCCUUAUCCCUUGAAUGUCAAAAUUCUGCAGGGCAAACUCCACUGCAGUUAUGUAUCCAGCACAGACAUAAGGAUUGUGUAUUAUAUUUAGUCACCAAGUUAUGGUCAGUGGUUUCUUAUCCUGCAUUCUCUCUGCCCAUGAAAAUCUACAUUAAGUUAAAGUUGUGGCUUCUUAAAUCUCAAAGUAACCCCCAUUCAACUAAAAAGUGCAACCAUGCAGCAGUCUUCAGAACACGAGUUGGGGAUGUUGUCUUUGUGGAUGGUUUCACAAAACCAGAAAUGACCUCCAGAGGUUUUUGCUCAGCCGUAGUCAAACAUGCAAGCAGCAGAGGCUGCACACUGCCAGAUUUAAGUAAUCAGUUUCAACAUGGGCAAUCUCUGUGCCAUUUGACAAUUUCUGGUAUGUACCUCAAAAGGACAAAUGUUAAAUUACCUCCAGUGGCAGGUGCAAAGAAGAGAGGUAACAAAGACAGACAUUGGCAAAAAAGGAACCCUGGAAAGAAGAACACACAGCUUAGUAGUGAAGAAUACAUGGACCAAAAUAUGUGUUUAGCAAGAGUUCCUCUACCUUCUAAUUCUGUCCUCAAGCCAGCUUAUUAUUAUUCCAUACCCAAUGUAGAGUUUUUGCUAAAUCCUUCUCUGGAGUCAUUUUCAGAAUACUGUGGAAGAACUCCAAGAGAGAAUGCAAUCUACUGCUUAGCCAUAGCCAGUGCUUUUAAAGAGAAACCUUGGCUGCAGCAAUUGGACAUUGCAAGAACCCUAGCUAGAAAAACUAUUCGUAAACCUAAUACUAACUAGACUCAGAUGAAAUAACCCACAUACUAGCUAGACUCACAAAAAAAGUUUGUGGAAACAAUCCAUCCUGGCAAGCAAAGUUGCAGUGAGCUAUCUUAAUACAUUUUACUGAGGAUCCUGAAAUCUUCCCUUUUCCACUCCUUACCAUUGAAAUGCCAUUCACAUUCCAAAAGGAUUAAGAAUAACAAAUGGAUUUAUGUAAAUAUCAAAAGGUAAUAUGUAAUUUUUGACAUUUUGGAGGACUCCUACUGGGGACACUUUAAACAGAAACAUUUCUAGGCAAUCAGCAUACUAAUUUUUCUGAAGCUCCAUCUGAGGAGAUGGGUCUGAAACGGAGUAAUUUUCAGACAGAAUUGACAGUGGGACUUUUUAUACUGUCUCCCUCUCCUUGCCCAACCUGAGGAUUGAGGCCUUGAGGGAGAUUGUGGUGGGUAAGGUAAGUUAGUAUUCAGAGGAAUCCUCUGAACACUAAGGGGUGAUCUUAGCUUAUACAUUAUGUGGAUGAAAAUAUUUUGCAUAUCAAAAAGUAUUGUCAUCUUUGGAGGAGUGGACUCUCUUGCCGUAAUUUGAAAAGAAGACUGAAUUAUUGUCUGAAUUCUACAAUAAUGCCAUUCCCAA